Messenger RNA from Onychostruthus taczanowskii (white-rumped snowfinch), 716 nucleotides. Its product is annotated as GTP-binding protein Rhes-like. The record is from RefSeq and is a predicted model, not a curated record. Bases 90 to 716 code for a protein of 208 amino acids. The transcript has a single exon. Gene Ontology annotation, molecular function: GTPase activity; GTP binding. Lineage: Eukaryota; Metazoa; Chordata; Aves; Passeriformes; Passeridae.
ACAGACGGACACACCGGGGCUGCAGCCACCCAGGGACACCUGCGGGGUGAGCACCAGCUGCGGAGCAUCCUGUCCCCUCCGUGCCAGCCAUGUCCCUGGCGGUGAAGGAGAAGAACCACGUCCGCUUGGUUUUCCUGGGAGCUGCCGGCGUGGGCAAGACCUCGCUGAUCCGCCGCUUCCUGCUGGACACCUUCGAGCCCAAGCACCGGCGCACGGUGGAGGAGCUGCACAGCAAGGAGUACGAGGUGUGCGGGGCCACGGUCACCGUGGAGAUCCUGGACACCAGCGGCAGCUACUCCUUCCCGGCCAUGAGGAAGCUCUCCAUCCAGAACAGCGACGCCUUCGCCCUGGUCUACGCCGUGGAUGACGCCGAGUCCUUCGAGAGCGUCAAGAGCCUGCGGGAGGAGAUCCUGGAGGUGAAGGAGGACAAGUUCCCUCCCAUCGUGGUGGUCGGCAACAAGGCGGAGAGCGGCGGCGAGCGGCGGGUGCCGGUGGAGGACGCGCUGUCGCUGGUGGAGCUGGACUGGAACAGCCGCUUCGUGGAGACGUCGGCCAAGGACAACGAGAACGUCCUGGAGGUGUUCAGGGAGCUGCUGCAGCAGGCCAACCUGCCCAGCAGGCUCAGCCCCGCGCUCUGCAAGAGGAGGGAGACGCUGCCCAAGGAGCAGGCGCUCAGGCCGCCCAUGAACAAGACCAACAGCUGCUCCGUGUGCUGA